Messenger RNA from Syzygium oleosum, 566 nucleotides. RefSeq lists its product as uncharacterized. Lineage: Eukaryota; Viridiplantae; Streptophyta; Magnoliopsida; Myrtales; Myrtaceae. The record is from RefSeq and is a predicted model, not a curated record. The transcript is spliced from 2 exons. Bases 72 to 566 code for a protein of 164 amino acids.
CAUUUCUCCUCGGCGGCAUCUGGGUCGAGCCCGUAGCACAGAAGUUCAGCGUUUUCUUUGGUUUUAUUCCGAUGGAAGAUCAGAGCAGCAGUAGGAAGCGGUUCAGAGGCGACGACGGCGCGGAGGAGCUGGAGUUCCAGUCGGCCGAGGUGAAGAGGCUGAGGGACGAUCUCCUCGGCUUCCUCGACGACUCCGACCCCGAGCCGGGAGCCCCGGAUCUGGACUCCCUCAUGCGGAGCUUCCAGGACGAGAUCUCGGCGGCCUCGGCGUCCUCGCUGCAGUCGCCGGCUGCGGUGGAGGUGGUUGACCUCACGGCGGAGUCCGGGGACUCGAAGUCGGAGCUCGGGUACCUCCUGGGCGCCUCGGACGACGAGCUCGGCCUCCCGCCCUCGACCACCCCCACUUCGGGCGGCGAGGCGGCGCGGCGCGAGGCCGAGCUGGUCCGGGUCGCGUCGGAGGAGUCCGGGAUCGGCGAGCUCUGGGAGCUGGAGGGAAGAGAGAGAUAUAGGGUCGGCGGUGACGCGAUUGAGGCAAGAGCUGAGAGGCGACGCAAGAGCGAGUGCUGA